GGCCUCCUUCACUGAAACGGUUGGUUCUCGCCGCAGGUACUGUAGAAAAAACUGGACUGAACGUUGGAACUGACAAAUUGUUAAACAUAUACUUACAACUUUCGCUAUGAACACACAACACUGAGAAUAUAUCUUCCAAUAACAUACACGAGUAGAAGAAGUGAAAAUAAACAAUAGAUUCCCCAUCAAACAAAGUUCACUCAUUCAGGGUCCCGCUGAUCUUAAAGCCUUGGCAACCCCAGCUCCCGGCACCAACUCGGGACGAUCAAGACCUCGGCCCAACCUUAUCCAUCUUAUCCCAUCUUAUCAAACCUCAGUCUCUCACUCUCGAGUCUCCUUCACAUCACAUCACCAACCACCAUGGAGCGACGAAACCUCCGCUCAGAACCCGACCCCAAAAUCAAAGCCCAAUUCAAAGACACACCCUGGGCAAUCUCCCUCUUCAACGACCCAAUUCUCAUACCCUUCACCAACGACUCCCGCGUCCCCAAAUCACAUACAGGCGAUUCCUUCUGCGCCCAAACCCUCAACACGCCCACCACCAUCUCGGCCUGGCAAUCAUUUCACCGGCUCCCUUCUUCUUCCUCCCCUUCUGCUUCAAAUCAAUCCACCGAGACCCUAACAGUGAUGAAACUCGGCUCAGCUCUAAACGGCCACCCGGAUAUCUGUCACGGGGGUUUUGUUUCGUUGUUAUUGGAUGAGGUGAUCGGGUCCGCGGUCGAGGAGCGCAGGCCCAGGGAUAAGAGUAUGAUGACGGCGUUCUUGAAGGUUGAUUAUAAGAAACCGGUGAAAACGCCAGCGACGGUGCUGUGUAGGGCGUGGUGCGAGAGGGGGGAGGGGAGGAAGAUGUGGGGAAGGGGGAGCGUGGAGGAUGGGAUGGGGGGUGUGUUUGCGGUGGGGGAGGCGCUGUUUUUGGUUGUUGAGAAGUUGGGUGGUGCGAAGUUGUGAGUUUGUAGUGUGAAAAGAGAAGAGUGGUUGUGGAAGUGUAAGAGGUGGCUAGGCUGUGAAACUAUGGCUGGCAGCCUCGACCACACAUGUGGGGUAAGUACCUGGGAGAUUGAAGCGUGAACCUGCAGCUGCUUUAACGAUAGACUUUAUGCUCCUCACGAUAGACGAAUGCUUGUUGAAGAUUGUAUAUAUAUAUUCUAGAUAUAGAUGGCAGUCAUACAUUACGAGAGCCGGUAGGCACUGUUUGUUUCAGCAAAGAACAUCAGUCAGAAUAAAAUCACUUACUCAUAAAUUACUUCGGCUCCUUUCCUCAUCCCACUACCAAUCCACAUCCCACAAUUAAUCUUAUCCCUAUACCUCUCAUCUCCUGUCUCCAUAUCUAUA
Molecule: messenger RNA, 1332 nt
Organism: Mollisia scopiformis
Lineage: Eukaryota; Fungi; Ascomycota; Leotiomycetes; Helotiales; Mollisiaceae
Exons: 1
Coding region: 361-948 (195 amino acids)
Source: RefSeq, a predicted model, not a curated record